Molecule: messenger RNA, 660 nt
Organism: Marchantia polymorpha subsp. ruderalis
Lineage: Eukaryota; Viridiplantae; Streptophyta; Marchantiopsida; Marchantiales; Marchantiaceae
Source: the annotation of a GenBank genome assembly
CGACGCGGAGCUUUUCCGCCUCGUGGGUUUGCGCACGAGAAGAACAUCGGAAAAGUUGUUCGCUCCCGGUCUCGAUCUUUAACAUCUUCUACGUUGUAGGUGAAGAUCGAAACUCCAUCUUCAUGGAAUCUCUGCACCUGACAGGGCCGUUGGCUGCUCUAGCAAGCGAGCCCAAAUUGAGUGCCAAACUUUCGAAAUACGUCGUUACACCGUACACGUGCACUAAAAUUGCAGUGGCGAGCUUUGUCGUGGGAGUAUUUGUGGGAUUCAGACUAAAAAAGUCUAUUCGCAGAAUGGCAGAACAGCUACUGAAAAAACUUAGAGACGGUGAUUGAUCUUUCUUGAUAUAAUACGCGAACCAUGACAUUGAUUUCAUUCAAGUGCGUCUAGCAUCGCCGUCCUCAACAAAAUUGGCAUUUCUUGACAUAUGCCUGCUCAAGGCCAUCCCUAGACCACCAAGUGCCACAGUUGGAUGGAGCGAACGAUCUUGCGGAAGAUUACAUUGCAAAAGAACAAGCUGGUAGUUUCUGCCCUGUUCACCUGAUCGAUCAAUGCACGUUCUAUGAGACACAGAAAGGGUAGAACUCAUGAAUCAAGACACCAAAAUCGAAUAUCGUUGAAAUCUGACUUUGAUGGUCCAAAGUUGUGGUACAGAUGGAU